CUUCAGCCCUCUUUGCUCCCCACAGAGUCCCUGAAGGACCUAGUGGCCUCCUGCAGCAGGGGGGCCAAGGCAGAGGCCCCAAUGGAGGUGGUGAAGCCGGAGGUGAUGGAGAUGCUGACGCCACCACCCUCGGACAUGGGCUCGCCGUCCCACCACAGCCCGCUCUCGCUCAGCGGGGGCAGCAGCAACAGCAGCAGCGACUCGGAGCCCGACAGCCCCCUCUGCGACCAUGGCAAGGUGAAGCAGGAACGUCCACCGCCCUCACCCAGCAGCCAAGGCAUGCUGGACCGCUCCCGCAUGGCCCUCUGCGCCUUCGUCUUCCUCUGCCUCUCCUUCAACCCCCUGGCUUCCCUCCUCCGUGGCUCUGGUGCCCCGGCUCCUGUGGGGAACCCAGGCACCGCUGGCCCCAGCAGGAGCAUCAUGGCCGAGUCUGGCACUGUGGGUCCGAGAUGGGAGACAAUCGGUGUGGAGGAUGCUGGGAUGGACACCGUUGGAGCGGAGGCUCUUGGGGUGAAGGCAGUUGAGAUGGAGGCUGUUGGAGUGGAGACCCUCAGAGUGGAGGUGGUCAUGGUGGACAUGGG
This is a messenger RNA of Leptosomus discolor (cuckoo roller), 581 nucleotides long. The record is from RefSeq and is a predicted model, not a curated record. NCBI's taxonomy places the organism in Eukaryota, Metazoa, Chordata, Aves, Leptosomiformes, Leptosomidae.